UUGAGCACAGGGAGAAAGCGGCACAUCGCAACACGCCGUUCCAUUUUUGGGGCAGAGAAAGCAGCAGGGAUAUUUCAAGCUCCAGGAACUGGAGUUUGUAGCAAAUGCACUUUUUUCGUCCAAGUAUAUUCCUAACCGAUGUGAUGGAGACCCAAAGAGAAGGUGAACAAAAUGUUCCACAACAUGUUGAUAUAUUUCAGCCUCUGGAAGAAACUCAAAUUUUGUUACCUGAACAAGCACAGUGCUUGGCUGUGAAAGCCUUACUGCACAUGUGUGGUAUCAAUUUCACCGUAAAAGAGAAACAAAAUGCGGAACAAAUGUCACCAUCAGGUGAGCUACCUUUCAUAAAGACAGAUGAAGUGAUCAUUUCUGAGUUUGAUUCAAUUGUUGAAUUUUUAGCUGCAAGAGGAAAGUCACUUUCAGCAGACCUAAGUGCUGAUCAGAAGGCUGAGCUGCAGGCCUACCUGACCCUCACCACCAACAGGCUGUACAUGGCAAAGCUAUUUCUAAGCUGGAACGUGAAGGAAAAUGCAAGUGCAAUAUCUAGGCCUAGGUAUGGGUCACCUCACAAAUGGCCCUUGAAUCAUGUGCUAGCCUGGUCCAAGCAAGCCAAGGUUUACAAGAAGCUUAGAGUGUCGGGCUGGAGUAGCAAGACAAAGGAACAGGUUUAUGAUGAUAUACACAAUUGUUGUCGUUCAUUAUCAGAUCGUGUCGGAGAUCAGUAUUAUUUUUUCAUGGAUCAGGUUACAGAACUUGAUGCAUUGGUGUAUGGACAUCUCAAAUCAAUGCUUACAACCGCUGUUGAUGAAGGACAGUUGGCUGUGGUUGUGAAGGGUUACCCAAGACUUACACGCUUUUGUAAACGAAUAGAUGAAAGAUAUUUCUCAUGAAUGCAAUAAAGAAAAUAUUAAUCAAUAACAAUGCAAUGGUCUCAAGUCUCCCAGAAAUCGGGACGGCAUCCUGCAUUUGUACGAGCAAGCAAAAACCUCCCGGAAACUAACUUUUCUCCCGCAAAUUCAUGAUAUUUGCAUGACUUUGCUACUGUAUUAUGAAAUGUCUCCCGUAAGUCAGUUCUUGAUAGGUAUCGCCACAAGUAGCAAUAUAUAAUUAGCUCAUUUAACCUAUCUCUCAGUAGUGGCUUUUUCCAACUUGGGGCCACCGACAAUGAGAGAUGAACUUCAUGUGGUUGGUUGUAUUUUUGAAUGAUUAUCACAAAUAUUAAAUGUCGAAAUAUAUGUUGAAUCUGGUUAAUAAUGUACAUUAUUGCUUGAAUAUACUCUCAGUUAUAUUUUGGAUGCUAUGGUGAAGAAAAACAAAAUGAGUGAAUCUACGGUAAAUAUUAAAAUGUAUUAUACAAUACACACGGUUAUUUUCACAACCAGCCAUUUAAUUGUGCUGACAAAAGUACUCAGUAAAUGUGUAGUCUUCCCACUGUAUGCUCUUACUAUACAGUGUAAAUUUGCUGGAAUAAGUAAUUAUUUAAAUAAGCAAUUAACAUAAUUACACAUGUAUAAUCAACGUCAAUAACCUUCGUGAUAUUGUAAUCAUGUCAGAACAUUAUUUAAAGGCGGUUUUCCAAUAGGCGAAUUUAUACGCGCGAAUCAAUUGUGUCGGUUCAAUUCCUGUGCUCUGAUUAUUGGCGCAUUUUUUGACUUCCUAAAAUUAAAAACAGUUCAAACUACUGAUUUCGCUGAAGCGAAAAUUCUCCUAUAGAAAUGUGAAUACACAUGAACCGACGCUUUUGAUUCGCUCGAAUAAAUUCGCCUAGUGGAAAACAGAUUUUAACGGGACCGUGGCAAGCGUCUGUAUUCAAUGUAGGAAUGUAAAAUGCGCAUGUGAAUGAACCGAUGCUUUCGAUUUAACAAUUGUGCUAGCUAAAGUUUUCAGUAAUUGUGUAGCCUUCGGACCGCUGAUGUUCUUACUAUGCGGUGUAUAUUUACUGGAAUAAAUAUUUAUUCAAAUAAGCAAUUAACAUAAUUACACAUGUAUUAUCAAUGUCAAUAACCUUCGUGACAUUGUAAUCAUGUCAAAACUUUCUUUAAAGGCUGUUUUCCAUUAGGCGAAUUUAUAUGCGCGAUUCGAAAGCGUUGGUUUGCUUUCUGAUCUCUGAUAUGUUGCGCUUUUUUAGUUUCCAAACAGUAGACACAAUUCGAAUUACUGAUUUCGCUAAAGCGAAAAACUCCGAUAGAAAUGUAAAUGUGCAUGAACCGACGGUUUCGAUUCGCUCGAAUAAUUUCGCCUAGUGGAAGAAAACAGGCUUUAAAGGGACCGUGGCAAGCGUCUGUAGUCAAAAUGCUGAUUUGUGAAACUUCAGUUUUCAUUGAAAUAAUGAAUUUACUACCACCAACAACAAUGGACCUUUCCGGAGGGAUGGUCAAACUUAUCUGCUGACCAAUCAGUAGAGAGUCAGAGUAUACUCGUGUCCUACAAAUAUAAUGUGUUGCCCCAGAAACGCACGUGCUAGUGUAAUCUCAGUUAUUGUUUUGUGGGACCUUAGCAACAAUAUCCAAGGGGCGUGGCUUAGCAGAAAGUUCAAUUAUGUUUUUGGUAUUUCUCUUACAACUUCAGUUAUCUUUAUCAUUAAACUGUGUUUAAAUAGAAACUAUUCAAUUUUAACUACUAAAAAUUUAGUGUAGUGUCUUUCUGAAGAGUUUUAUUACAUUUAAAAAUCUGGAAGUAACAUGUGUGUUUUUAAAAGUUUAGGUUUUCGGAUGGCCGAUGCUGAAGAUUAAAUAAAAAAAUAUAUAACAACAGAUUAUAACAAAUUGGAAUGCAUAUUUUGUGUGGAAAAUUGGUGGGUGGUGUGCCAUGUUCUACUUUAAAAGUCCAAUUACUAAUUAUAAUAAAAUAAUAAACGAAGUACUG
This is a messenger RNA of Anneissia japonica, 2865 nucleotides long. RefSeq names its product metaxin-2-like. Gene Ontology annotation, cellular component: SAM complex. The coding region runs from base 105 to 890 and encodes 261 amino acids. The record is from RefSeq and is a predicted model, not a curated record. The transcript has 8 exons. Gene Ontology annotation, biological process: mitochondrion organization. NCBI's taxonomy places the organism in Eukaryota, Metazoa, Echinodermata, Crinoidea, Comatulida, Comatulidae.